AUGGCCACGCUGCAAGGAUCGGAAGACCUCAGUAACUUUACCUACCCAUUGGGGUUUUACAUCAGAGGAUUUUAUGCCCUGCAGAAUACUAAUUAUUAUUUCAUGUUCUUGGCUGUUGUUUAUGUCGUAACACUGCUAGCAAAUUUUUUAAUAAUGUCAGUCAUUUGGUACGCAGAAAGUCUGCACACGUCAAAGUAUUUAGCUAUUUUUAGCUUAGCUGUAGUAGACGUCAGUUAUAGCACUGCACUCAUUCCAAAGGCAAUACACACGUUCCUGUUCAACUCGAGAUUUGUAUAUUUCAACGCUUGUUUAACCCAGAUUUUCUUCGUACAUUAUUUUUGUUCAAUGGAGUCGUUUGCUCUCUGUGUACUGGCGUAUGACAGGUUAAUUGCUAUAUACUUUCCACUGCGAUGUAAUACACUGAAUUCGACCACAAGAAUGAUGCUAGUUAUUCUAAUUUCUUGGAUUAUCCCUUUAAUUGUCGUUGUGAUUAUGGUUGCUUUAAUUCCACGACUGCCAUACUGCAAAACUACAAUUGUAAACAGUUAUUUUUGUGAUCAUGGACCAGUGUUUAAAAUAGCUUGCGGGGACUAUUCUCCAAAUUGGUUUAUGGCUUGCUUUUAUACUGUUGGGUUAUUUUUUGCUCCAUUCGCUUUUAUUGUGUUGACAUAUGUUUUCAUCGUAAGGGCACUUUUAAAGAUAGCAUCCGCUGAAGGUAGGUGGAAAGCAUUUAAAACGUGCAGUACACAUUUAACCUUAGUAGCUAUAUUUUUCAUACCAAUUUUAGUGACCUAUGUCGUAGCGUGGGUAAAUGUGAAUAUCGACACAGACACCAGAAUUAUUAAUACAUCCUUAUCUGCUACCAUUCCCCCUCUGCUAAAUCCAAUCAUAUACACAUUAAAAACGGAAGAAAUUAUGGAGCAAAUAAAAAAGUUGAUCAAAAACAGAAAAAUCAGCGCCUUAAAUUGA
This is a messenger RNA of Polyodon spathula (Mississippi paddlefish), 969 nucleotides long. Its product is annotated as olfactory receptor 10G4-like. The transcript has a single exon. NCBI's taxonomy places the organism in Eukaryota, Metazoa, Chordata, Actinopteri, Acipenseriformes, Polyodontidae. Gene Ontology annotation, cellular component: membrane. Bases 1 to 969 code for a protein of 322 amino acids. Gene Ontology annotation, molecular function: G protein-coupled receptor activity; olfactory receptor activity. Gene Ontology annotation, biological process: G protein-coupled receptor signaling pathway. The record is from RefSeq and is a predicted model, not a curated record.